This is a messenger RNA of Physcomitrium patens, 1155 nucleotides long. RefSeq lists its product as uncharacterized. The record is from RefSeq and is a predicted model, not a curated record. Lineage: Eukaryota; Viridiplantae; Streptophyta; Bryopsida; Funariales; Funariaceae.
AUGUUGGAGAUAGAGGUGGAAUUGCCUCAAGGAACCAAGACCAUCGAGUGGAACAAGGCGCAUCCCACAUUUCAAGAGCUCAAGCAAAGAUUGCGCCAGUGUGGAAUCGGACUCUGUGGCGAUGUUUGUGUAGAGGUUGAGCGGGGAGGUGGGUUCUUAAUCCCUGAUAACAAUGGCCUACUGGACGGGCCCAAAAUCCGUGCUCGAGCGUCCCAGAUUGUGUGCACGACAACGACGAAGAUAAUGCCCAACCAACCUCCAAGAAAAGACUGUUCGACUGGCACUGAGAAGGUAUCAAGAGCAUACCAUAACAGGUACGAGGAGCUGUUCGUAGAGGGAGUGAUCCCCUUCGUGGGACGAGUGUUUGUACUAUCGAAGAAGCACAAGAACAUUAAUCUUGAAGACUGUACGGGCACGGUCGCGCUGGUGGGGCCAAAGGGCGAGUCGAUUGGAGCAUUCCAUUCCGUGAGAAAAGCAUGGAAGCAUCCAAGACACUAUGAUGUGUACAUUCAGUACAUGAACCACAACAAAUAUCCAUGCUUCCCUGCCAAAGUCGUGGUCUACGACGACCAGUUCGACAUUUUCAUUGCAUCGCCCCUUCCUCCGUUUCAGCUCCACUUCCCUAAAUUCCUCCAACCAGCCAGCGGCAUUGCAAUGGGCGACACAGUACACUGCAUAGGAUUUCCAAAGCUCAUGGUUGCACAGAUGCGGGAACAUACAAAGUCUAACAUCACCGCUGCUCCGAAAGACAAGGAGUUUCCAGCAGUUUUCACGGGCAAUGUCUGCUUCUCAGGGUGGAAGCAGGUGCUCGCGGACUACAGGUCAUUACCGAACAACUCCGGAGCAGUGGUUGUGGACGACUGCGGCCAUUUGAAAGGUAUUCACGUAUCCUCCUUAAAUGCAUCAAAAUACGUUCCGGAACACACAGAGUUUCAAGAUGACAAGGCCAUGGCGGAUCCAACAAAAACAUUUUUCGAUCAAGUGAACAGGUCCUUGCCACAACUUCUGUCAAGAGUGCAGCAAAGCACAGAGGCCGCAAUAUUCAUCCCAGUAAAUAUCUUGAUGAAGACGCUGGUUCCAGCAAUACACCAAACCACAAGUCCUAUUCUUUACAAAAGCACUCCAACGGUACUCACAGCAACGCAUCCAGAGUAA